AUGGACUUCGUCAACAACAUACCAUUAAGGCCAACUUCCGUCAAGGUGUCUGUUGAUACAAUGAUUAGAGGAGAUGCCUUUCUUUGGAGACCUGCUCAGAAUAUGUAUACUAUUGCCCAAGCUGUAGGAGAGACCAUUGCGUGGCCUCAGAAUUGUGUUGUAUCACUUGCUGAGGAGUUAGACUUAGAAGAUAUUCCGCCAAAGAAGAGUAGUCCUCAUCAGCAUGUGAAAGAAGAUAAAAAAUGCAGACUGCUGGACAUUAGUGGACGGACGAGGGUUGUCGCUGAAGGGCGCUGGUCUUCGAACAACCCUGAACAGCUUGUGCAUUUUGUUCCUUUGGGACCUAAUGCGGUUCGCGUGUGGGUGGAUGUGGUGAAGGUCAAUGACGCAGCGGUUUGGAAGCCAACUUCAGCAAUAGAGUGUACGGAGGAUGCUAUUGGAACGACAAUAGCAUGGCCAGAGAACAAAGUUGUUGUCCUUUGA
Messenger RNA from Microthlaspi erraticum, 483 nucleotides. The record is from the annotation of a GenBank genome assembly. Lineage: Eukaryota; Viridiplantae; Streptophyta; Magnoliopsida; Brassicales; Brassicaceae.